AUGGUUCAUCUCACCCAAGUUGUUUUUGCUGGGCUGGUAGCAUGGCCGGCUGCCGUUUGUGCUGCUGCCACGGACAAGAAGCCAUGGCCUCAGGGUGUUUCUUUGAAGUCCUUCAUUGGCACUGAACAAAAGAUCGCCCUCGACGGAGUCCUCGCCAAUAUUGGACCAAACGGCGCUCGAGUCCCAGGCGCAGGACCCGGCAUCGUCAUUGCCAGUCCUACCAAGGAGAAUCCCAACUACUUCUACACCUGGACCCGCGACGCGGCCCUAACCUACAAAACCCUGGUGGACGAGUUCCUCUUCGGUAACAAGGCUCUCCAGCCCUACAUCGAAGACUACAUCCACUCGCAGGCCGUGCUGCAAACCGUCACCAACCCCUCCGGCAAGCUUCUCCCCUCGGGAGCCGGGCUGGGCGAACCCAAGUUCAAUGCCGAUGGAAGCCGGUAUAACGGCAACUGGGGCCGGCCGCAAAGAGACGGACCCGCGCUGAGAGCGAUUGCUUUGAUUGAGUAUAGCAAUUAUCUUUCACCGGCUCGCAACUCGCCUCCUCUCUGGGGUCUCUCCUGCGAAGCCUGCACCUCCCAAGCCCCGCAAAUCCUCUGCUUCCUCAACUCCCCCGCCUUCUUCGAUGCCUCCAAGGGCCAUUUGCUCGGUAACAUCAACAUCGGCUCCUUCCGAUCAGGCAUAGACGCCAACACCCUCUUGGGGCCUUUGGCCUCCUUCGACGUCAACGCGCCCUGCGAUUCCCCAACCCUACAACCUUGCCAUAGCAAGGUAUUAAGUACCUUCAAGGUCCUCGUCGAUACCUUCCGCGACCCCAAUCUAUAUCCUAUCAACGCCAACAUCCCCAAAACCAAAGGUGUCGCCCUGGGCCGCUACCCGGAGGAUAUCUACUACACCGGCAACCCGUGGUACUUGAUAACCCUCGGCGCAGCCGAACUUUUGUACGACGCGGUAGCGCAGUGGGAACGCCAGGGUUUUGUCAGUAUCGACAAAACCAACCUCGCAUUCUUCAAGUCCAUCUCCCCUUCCCCCUCCCUCGCCCGCGCAGGAACUGUCUACCGCGCCUGGCCAGUGCUCAACGUCCUCUCCCCGUUUUCCGCAAUCCUAAACGCCGUCACGGCCUACGCCGACAGUUUUGUCUCCGUCGUACAAAAGUACACCCCACCCUCCGGCUCGCUAGCGGAACAAUUCCUCAAAACUGCGCCCGGGACACCGAUCUCGGCAGAUAAUUUGACUUGGUCAUUUGCUUCCUUCCUUUCCAUGACGCAUCGCCGUAAUAAGCAGUUUCCUCCGUCUUGGGUCCCUACCUCAUCCUCUUCCCUUCUUCUUAAGCCCCCCUCCCAGUGCGCCGGCACCUCCUAUAAGGGGACCUACGCCCCAGCUACUUCGGCCGGCGCCCCCCAGCUUAAUGUGACUUGCCAAUCGACCAUCUUGUUCCAAGUCAACGCCAGCACUUACUAUGGCGAAAAUAUUUACUUGACGGGAAACUCUUCGGACUUGGGGAACUGGGAUUUGGGGCAGGCAAUUCCGAUGCAGAGUAGUAACUAUACUAGUGAAAGGCCGCUGUGGUUUGCUAAGGUGCCGUUGUCGGCGGGGGAGAAUAUCGGGUAUGCCUUUGUUAGGGAGCAGGAUUGUGGGCAGGGAUGGAUUUGGGAGAGUGCUGUCGAUGCAGGGAAUCGCACGGUAAGUGUUCCGCCUUGCGUGGUUGGCGAGGAGGAGGUUGUGAGAGGGGAGACGGAUGAUGCUUUUAGGGGCGAGGGGGGGAGGAGUGGUGGCUGCUAA
This is a messenger RNA of Sordaria macrospora k-hell, 1785 nucleotides long. Lineage: Eukaryota; Fungi; Ascomycota; Sordariomycetes; Sordariales; Sordariaceae. The record is from RefSeq and is a predicted model, not a curated record.